GAUUUCGUUUCAAAGCGAACGCACGCGAACGAUCGGAACUUUUCUGAAACUUUUCUUUACGUUUCAUAACAGAAAAUGCCUUCUUGGUGGGACUAUUUACAUUUUAACAGACAGUAUAGUAAUAAGAGGAAUUUAGAGGAGGGUUUAUUUCAAAUAGCGUCUCAGACUUGUAACAUUUUGGUAAAGGUCAACAACACUAACAAUAUAAAUUUGACAAGGAAUAAUAGAAGUGACGAGUACGGGUGUGCGGGUCCACCUAGAGGGAAGAGUUCGAUGCAAAUAUGCGUACCAAAGUUUAGAAAAAAUUCUAUCACAUCCGGCUGCAAUCCUGGCCUGUCGACUGUGCUAGAAUCGGGGAGCGUGGGGAACGCGUCAUCGUCUGAUGAGGAGUUGGAGCAGUGGGAGCAAAUAUUCAUGAUGAGAGAUGAAAACGGAAAUAGCUAUCAUGAUAAAAGGAAGAAACGCAGUAUAUGGUGCCGGCCUUCCUGUAUCCCUGUAUCCAUAGUGAUAGUGCUUAUAGUGUUGGUUGUGUUGGUACCACUGCUGGACCAACCCAAUAUAGCACAUGUUCUUCCCACUCCACAUGUCAAUUUGCACUGCUCCGAGGAAUGUAGGUUAUCAUUAGUGGAAAGUAUACCAGAAGGUCACAUGUAUCCCCCAAAUGUAACUCACAGGCCAACUAAGAACGCAUGGUUAGAUUUGAUAGACGAAGCUCAAACGUCCAUAGAAAUUGCCUCAUUCUAUUGGACACUUAGGUUUAAUGAGGAAUAUCCAUAUAAUUCUUCUAUAGAGGGCGAGCAAGUAUUCCAGGCACUACUUGCAGCCGGGACAAAGAGGAAUAUAAAUUUGAAAAUUGCUCAAAACUGGCCCACCAAGCUAAACCCUAAUAUAGAUACUGAAUAUUUAGUUAAGAAGAAAGCUGCACAGGUACGGAGUCUUAACUUCUCGAAGCUCCUCGGCGGUGGCGUGCUGCAUACGAAAUUCUGGAUCAUAGAUAGAACACAUUUUUAUAUUGGUAGUGCCAACAUGGAUUGGAGGUCUUUGACACAGGUUAAAGAGUUGGGCAUAGUGGCAUUCAAUUGUUCCUGCCUAGCUAACGACUUGGGGAAAAUAUUUGAUGUAUAUUGGAGGCUGGGCACCUCGGACGCCGUAAUACCGGACAGCUGGCCAGCGGAUCUCAGCACCGAUAUAGACAUGGAGCACCCCAUCAACAUAUCCGACGGUGCUCACAGCUAUGGAGCCUUUAUUACUAGCUCUCCGCCGCCGCUGAGUCCGACCGGCCGCACCAACGAUGACGACGCCAUAGUCAACAUCAUACAUUCCGCUGAAGAGUUCGUUUACGUAGCCGUCAUGGACUAUGCCCCAGCUCUAGAGUACACGCCGAAACUACAGUUCUGGCCUAAGAUAGACGACGCUCUACGUCGCGCUGCCUUGGAGACGCGCGCCCGUGUUCGUUUGUUAGUGAGCUGGUGGAAACACUCUCAGCCGGCUGAGGAACACUUCCUCGCAUCACUGGCGGCGCUGCAAGGAGCUUACACCAGGGUCGACCUACAAGUGAGGCGCUUCAUAGUCCCGUCGACGCCGGAGCAGGACAAGAUACCGUACGCUCGCGUGAACCACAACAAGUACAUGGUUACCGACAAGACGGCGUACAUCGGCACAUCCAACUGGUACGGCGAUUACUUCGUGGAUACUGCCGGAGUCGCGUUCGUGUACGAACCUCACGAUAUGAACAAUACUAAGGAUAUAAGGAAAGAACUACAGGAUGUGUUCGAAAGAGAUUGGAAUUCACCGUACGCUGUGCCCCUUAGACGGUUAUAGCGAUAGUUUUAUUAUGUUUCAUAUAUCUUAUUUUUUUAUUAAUCCUACGUUCGUUUGAUAAAUGUGUUCAUUUAUUGUUUUUUAUAUAAUUACGUUAUUAUUGUAAUAGAGUUUUAAACUCGUUAUCGCACUUCUUGUGAUACGUUUUAGUAUUAAGCAGCUACUUCUAGUGUAUCGUAGAGGGUAGGUUGACGAAAUCGAUAUACUGUUAAUGAAGCCAAAAUGAUUCUCCUUGAAUUUUUACUUAAACUUUUAGAUGAUAGUUUGCAAGAAAUAAUAUUUUAGAUUUAAAUGAUGUUUUCUAUGAUAAUGUUAGCGUGUUCCUUGCGAUAAAUAAUUAAAUAAUUGAAAUUUUCUUAGUGACGUGUGCCUUUAACUCGCGUGGUCUGUUGGUGAACUUGUGUGUUACGUAGAUUUUUAUAUCUUCUAUCUAUACUCUUACUAUAAACUAUCUAAUAGUUCUGAUGCUAUGAAUUGUGAACGAUUGUAUUUAAAACUUAUUAAACGUUACAAAAAAGUAUUCAUUCUCGCAAUAAUUUGGUUAGAACAUAUCACAAUUAUAUUUAAAAAAAAAAACGACAAAUGUUUAUGUAAUAUAUUAUUUCCGAACGUUAUAAUCUGAGAGCAAUAACGAUGUAAGUCUGUGAAGUUUGAUGACGUCAUACAAGAAUAAAAUCUGCAAUAAAGUUUCUUUUUUUAAA
Molecule: messenger RNA, 2522 nt
Organism: Danaus plexippus (monarch butterfly)
Lineage: Eukaryota; Metazoa; Arthropoda; Insecta; Lepidoptera; Nymphalidae
Product: 5'-3' exonuclease PLD3-like
Exons: 11
Coding region: 76-1821 (581 amino acids)
Molecular function (GO): catalytic activity
Source: RefSeq, a predicted model, not a curated record